AUGAAUAUUAUAUUCAAAGAUUUUAAAAAGGAAAAAAUCCCUGUUGAAUUGGAAAGUUCAAGUACCAUAUUAGACGCUAAAAAUAAAUUAGCGUCAAUUAAAUCAUGCGAUAUUGAUCAAAUUAAAUUGAUCUUUUCAGGUAAAGUUCUCAAAGAUGAUCAAACCGUUUCAUCAUGUGGAUUAAAGGAUAAUGAUCAAGUCAUAAUGAUGAUCUCAAAGAAAAAGGCAACUCCUUCAGCAACAAAAGUGACUGAACCACCACAACAAUCUGAAGAACAACCUGUCCAGGAGCCAUCUCAAGAGCAAGAGCCAUCCGGUACGACAGCCGAACCAGCUCCAAUAGCUCCAGCAGCUCCAGUAGCAGCAGAGCCUGAAUCGACUUCUACACCUGGUUUUGUAACUGGAUCUGAGCGUAAUGAAACCGUCGAAAGAAUCAUGGAAAUGGGUUACGAAAGAGAUCAAGUUGAAAGAGCUCUGAGAGCAGCUUUCAAUAAUCCUGAUAGAGCCGUCGAAUAUCUUCUAAUGGGUAUUCCAGAAAACUUACAACAGCCACCACCACCACAACAAGAAUCACAAUCAGCAGAAACACAACAACAACAACAACAACAACAAGAAUCCGAACGUCAAAAUCAACCUGAAGCAGAGUCUACAAAUGAACAAUAUGAAGGCGAAGAUUUAUUCGCACAAGCAGCACAAGGUACCAGAGACACCACUGGCUCUGGAGCAGACUCAAAUGCAUCAGCACCAGGCUCAAUUGGCCUCACCAUGGAAGAUCUUCUCGCUUUAAGGCAAGUCGUCUCCGGCAACCCAGAAGCCUUAGCACCUUUAUUAGAAAGUUUAAGCACUAGAUAUCCCCAAUUACGUGAACAAAUCAUGGCAAACCCAGAAGUUUUCAUUUCAAUGUUACUAGAUGCUGUGGGAGAUAAUUUAAACGCUAUGGAAAAUAUCACUGAACCAGUAGAAAAUGCCGAGCCAACAGAGGCCCCAAGUUUGGAUUUAACUGAAGAUGAUGAACAGGCUAUUUCUCGUCUUUGCGAACUAGGAUUUGAACGUACUUUAGUCAUCCAAGUUUACUUUGCAUGCGAUAAAAAUGAAGAGAUUGCAGCUAAUAUGCUUUUCAAUGAUUAUGCUGAUAAUUAA
Kazachstania africana CBS 2517 is the source of this 1140-nucleotide messenger RNA. RefSeq names its product Rad23p (gene RAD23). Gene Ontology annotation, molecular function: polyubiquitin modification-dependent protein binding; damaged DNA binding; ubiquitin binding. Gene Ontology annotation, cellular component: cytosol; nucleoplasm. Lineage: Eukaryota; Fungi; Ascomycota; Saccharomycetes; Saccharomycetales; Saccharomycetaceae. Bases 1 to 1140 code for a protein of 379 amino acids. Gene Ontology annotation, biological process: nucleotide-excision repair; proteasome-mediated ubiquitin-dependent protein catabolic process. The transcript has a single exon. The record is from RefSeq and is a predicted model, not a curated record.